This is a messenger RNA of Lates calcarifer (barramundi perch), 7618 nucleotides long. Its product is annotated as inactive N-acetylated-alpha-linked acidic dipeptidase-like protein 2. The record is from RefSeq and is a predicted model, not a curated record. The transcript is spliced from 19 exons. Lineage: Eukaryota; Metazoa; Chordata; Actinopteri; Centropomidae. The coding region runs from base 1 to 2601 and encodes 866 amino acids.
AUGAGGGAAAAUGGAGAAGAUGAGACUAUCACAGGUCGCUCACGUGGUCUCUCCUGUGGCGUUCCUCCUGUUCUCCUGGUCCCUGCCUGGUCGUCCUGGCUCUCGAGCUCCAGCCCGUCCUCCCGGCUUCCCUCGUCUGCCUUCUACCUGCGCUAUUCCCCGGGCGCCGCUCUGGCUCUUAGGCCAUUUCAAACGGCAUAUCUACCCCAGCACUUUAACCGUGACAUCAUGGCAUAUAGGAAGGUGUGUGAUGCACAAGGUGGCCCACUGGUCAGUGAGGUUCUGCACUGCUCUGGAGGUCUGGAUCUUGACUGGGACCUGGACAAGGAGGAGCUUCAGGAGCCAGGGCCCAGCAUGGACCGCAUGCAGAUGCAACAUGUAGACUGCCAGAGAUCAGGGUGCUCAGAUCCUGGCCCUGACCCUGACCCUGAGCUGAUGGAACCCAUCCAGCCAUCAGUUUCAGUUUCACCACAUGGGCGGUUUGAACGACUCCAAGAAGAUCCCAACUACAUUUCCCACUUCACCAGGACUCCUGGCCAUAAAGGUCAACGACGACUCCACUGCUUUUUGCUCAGGUACUUCCUGGCAGCAGUGGCACUUUUUGUCCUGGGCCUGCUGAUUGGCUGGUUCACUCACACACCUUCUGUCAAACCACCUGUUCCCCCAUCCGACAGCUCUGACCUGCUGGAGGAGCUGCUGAGAGGAAUCACAGCUGACAAGAUAGAUGCUCUUCAGAGGUCUUUCUCUAGCCUGUCAGACGAUAGUGAAGAAGCCAGAGCCAGAUACCUCUUCAGACAGUGGGUGGGACUUGGUUUGACUGAUGUCCGUCUGUCCAAUUACACAGUUUUACUCAGCCUGCCUGGUUCCACACCCAACACCAUCACUGACAGGUCUAGUCAUCAGUGUUUCCUGCCAAAUGGGAUCCCCUGUGACCAGCGUGGACCAAAGGAUCUGCCGAAGCAGCAGUUCUCCUACGCAGCCUACUCUGCUGAAGGAAGUUUGCAGGGUGAGGUGGUGGAUGUUCAGUAUGGGAGUGUGGAUGACCUGAGGAGAGCAAAAGACAGCGUGAACCUCACCAACCAGAUUGCUGUGGUCAAGCUUGGACAAGCACCUUUGCUGUACAAGCUGUCCCUACUCUCUGAGCUGGGUUUUGGGGGUGUUCUGAUUUACAUUGACCCAUGCGACGCUCCCCCUGGUCGUCACAACUGGAAUCAAGCCUUCAGAGUUACCCUCAACCCUGGAGGAAACCCUGCCAUUGCUGGGGUGUCAAGAGAGGCUGGAGGAAGUCUGACAUCUCUGUUGGUUCAGCCAGUCUCUGCCAUCCUCGCCAAGACAUUACUGUCCUCUCCAUCCACAGUGCAGGGAGACUCCUGUAUUCCUCUGGCCAUGCCUCCCAACACAGAACGAAAGAAGAUUACGCUGACUGUUGGAAACCAGCAAUCCUACAAGAGAAUCUACAAUGUUGUGGGGUAUCUGAAAGGAAGGAGGAACCCAGAUCGCUAUGUGCUCGUUGGCAGUCGUCACGACAGCGACCUGGGAGGCGGGGCUUCAGCUAUCAUGAAUCAGCUCAUCGCAGCCCUGACAGAACAGACCAAACGCGGAUGGGUGCCAGACCGUACCACUGUGUUUUGCUCAUGGGGAGGCUCAGCCCUGGGAAACAUUGGGUCCUAUGAGUGGGGAAAGGAUAACAGUGUUGUCCUACAGAGCAGUGCAGUGGCCUACGUCAGUCUGAACUCUCCAGUCAGAGGGACAGAGACUCUCAGAGCUACAGCUUCCCCGACUCUGCUGCAACUCACCUCAGAUAUACAGAGGAGACAGUUACUGAGUUGCAUUCGAGGUGGGAACUGCCCCGGACCCAACGUCAGUUCACUACAGUUGCCUGGAGAUGUGAGCUUCUUCGCCAACCAACUGGCUGUCCCCACCAUGGAGUUUGCCUUUGAGCAGACCAAAGCAGAAGAGACCACCAGUUUCCUGUCAGAGGCCCAGUUUUCUGUGGAGUCACCAGGAACCCUGGACCCACUUUUCAAGUUCCACGAAACCAUUGCUAAGAUGACAGCAGAAGCCAUCCUCCGCCUGGUCAAUGAUCCUGUGCUGCCAUUCUACCCUCUGGACAUUGCCCUAGAUGUACAAAACAAACUCAAAGACAAAAGCGUGGUGUUGUCGUCCUUGCUGUCCUCAGCCUCCUCUUUGAGAGACCACACGGCUUUCUUCCAGUCAGAAACUAUGCGGCCAGCCAAUGACCCUAAAGAGCGUGACCCGUCCCACGUGCGGAUGCUCAACGAUGUGCUUCGUGACCUGGAGAAGAGCUUCAUCAUCCCAGAGACGCCUCCCGGAGUGUACAGGAACCUGUUAUACAGCCUUCCAGGAAAGACUCCACAGUUUUCCAUCCUCAGGUUCUCACAGGAAGCCAUCCUGCACUGCAAUGUCACAAGCAAAGUCGAACACGAAGGCGUCAAACACAACUCUGCCAACAAGGAAGUACUUUGCCACAGCACCAUGAACCAGUCUCUGUCUCUCAUCCUCAGGGCGAUCCGCUCAGCGGAGAGGCUGGUGUGCUUUGGCUUGGAUUUGUUUGAAAAUUACCCGAGUGACACAAUAUGAUCUUGAGCGACACAGACCCAAAGGUGAGCUUGGAUUCACUCAACAGCAAAAAUCUGCCUCUGAUCAAGUCAAUAAAGUUCAAAUAUACACUGAAAAUAUUAAAACACAAUUGACCCUCUCACCGACCUCACCCAAAAUCCUCUCUUACUCAUCAUAGUAAAAUCCUGGAAAAGUUGAGAAUCCGAGGAAAUCCAUACAUUGCUUGACACGCCAUCCAGGAUAUAGUGAAGAAUUUUAGGCCUUUUUUAUGGAAUGAUUUUCAUAUUAAAGGUUGUAAAAGAUUUGUCUGAUUGAUGAAUGUAUUGAAACUAACAUGUUGCACAUUAGCUCUUAGAUAUGCAAAUAAUACUGACACAGUGAGGUCGUUUAAAUUGCACUAUACUCUCUUCCAAUGAAAGCAGACCAGUAAUAAAAGGCAUAUGGUAAGUUUUAGAUUAUUACAUUUUCCUUCAGCAGACACUUGCUCUGUUGUGUAGAAGACUUUUAGCCAUCCUUUCCUGGACAAACCCCAGCACUGAGUCCCAGAGAAAACUAAAACUGCGAUUACCUGAUGAAGAGAAUGUAAAAAUAUUUAAAUACCAUCUCUACUGGUGCAGCCAUGGUAGAGAAAAAAAGUGUUUACAUGUGUUUACACUGUUUACACUCAGAGUCACUUUGUGACAGUAGCUGAUUUUAUAGUUUUUUGUUUGUCCAUAAAGGCAAAUUUUAGUACUUUAUAACUUGGGUCUAAUUGUUGCUUCUCUGACUAUGGAUAAUGCUAAUGCUACACCCCCAACUGACAUAGCAGAAAUAUGGGAAAUGGGACUCCAACAAAACAAGGUAUAUCUGGGCAGUUUCCUAAAACUUUCAGCCUGGUUAGUUUAUGUUUCAUUUGGACUUAGAAUCAAGUGUUUUCACUUAUGUAAAAUAUUGUUUAACUUUAUCUGGAAGGCUUUAUAGGGCUCUCUGGGAUUGCCUACGAUAUGUGUUGUUUUGGUCAAGUUGUUUUUCUUCUAAUCUCUACAAUGAAGGCGGAGAGUGUCAAUUUAACAUCAGGUGGUCAAAUUUAUGAGAAUAAGACCCAGGUUAACUGAUACUGGAAUUUUAUUUGGAUAAAUUAUUUAACUGUCUCACCUGACACCUUUAAAUUUCUAAUACCCAGUUAUCCAUGAGGGCCUUGUUAUGCAAUAAGCCAUUCUAAUAGUCUACUCAGCAACACCAUUUAUCUGUUUUAAAAUCAUUGUAUGCCAUGGCAUCUGAUGGCUCGUGACCUGAUUAAAGAGCAAUAACAACAUUUUAAACUAAAGCACAAAGGUAACUAAUGCUUUAAGCAAUAAAAGUGAAAUCGUAUGUUUUCAUCUUGCAGUGUAGUCAAUUAACAGCAAAAAAGUAAAAUAGUUAAAGUAACUGUUUUAGGUGUGUUUUUAUAGAUAACUGUAAUGGGGGUGUCCUAGGAGCACGAAUGUAAAACAUUCACUUCACCACUGCAGAGACCCGGGUUCUUCAGUACCUGGUUACCAACGCCUCUGGCUUGGCCCGGAGCCCCAAACAACACCCACAGUAACUGGAAGUGUUAGCAGGUGGGAAGGUGGUGGGGGAACAUGUCCUUGUUCACAUUAGCAACUCCUACGGUUCCUCGGUGUCAGGUGAAAAGAAGCAGUUGGUGACUCUGUGUCCCCAAUGAGAGGCACAUGACAGGUACUUUACACCUGCCAUGGGCCAACAGAUGGGGUUGGCAAUGGCAGAGAUUAACAACUAAAUAUGGGAGACAGUGUGAGAAAAUGUAAAAUUAAAAGGACAACCUACAGACAGAGACGUAUUGCAAAAGUCAUUUAAUAACAGCUAUUAUUACAAAAUCUUUAUUUGAGACUAAAAUGUUUUAAUAAUCUCCCCUAACCUGAAAUAGCCAAUUGCAAUACAACCAAAUGCUGUCAAACUGCGUAGUUACCCGGAAACACACACAUAACAUACACAGUUUUGUAUAGCAUUCACAACAAUCUUACAGAGUAUAUGAGGUGAAUACAUUGAAAACACUCAAAUGCUUUAGCCUAACAGGAAAAGUGAAACAGCAGAAUGGGCAUCAUAACACACAUUCCAGCUGGAAGCAUUUACAACCAUUAUGCUCUGUUUGACAAGUGCUCUCUGUCUCCACUUGCUAUUCUUUCUCACUUUCUCAGUGUCUGUGCCACACUGUGCAAAGUGUUAAUGUUUUAAGUGGCAAUAGUCAGUGUUAUCUCUCUGCCUCUUCUUUCUCUUCAUUCUUCUCACAUUCUCUCCUUAAUCACAGGAUGGUGGCAUUACCACCAUCCUGUGGCAUUACCACCAUCCUGUGAUUUCUGCCACUGUGCAGCAGUUUGCUCUGCUUAUGACAAGAGAUUUAGGAGUCUAUGGCUGAUGUGAUAGUUUGCACAAGCCUGAAUAGAGACCUGAGCAAUAUUUUUUUUUCUAUACUGUAAAAUUAGUAAUUGACACUAUGGUAUACAAAAAACAUUAUUACUGUGAGGAAAGGUAUAUGUUGGUCUAUGGUUCUCACGCUGUAACCAAUCACUCAAUGUAACUAACCAAAGCUGCAAACCAGAGAUCAGCAGCUCUAGCAACCCUUACAAAUUACAGGGAGUCAUGUAAAUCAACACUUAGUCCUCUAUUUAAAAAAAUGCUAGUAAUUGGGGCUUCAGGGUUUUUUUUAUGUAGUUAGGCAUGAUGUUUGCUAUAAUAGUAUUUGUGAGAAAAACAUUGAAUAAAAUUAUAAAUUUUAUACAAUGAAAAACUGUUUCAUAACUUAGCGUAUUUGUAAUAGUUUGAAUGUGAUAGACUUUUUUAGCAUGAUGGAAGGGAGGGAGGGCGUGGGUUGGGCUUAGGUUUUGCAGCUUGUAAUUUCUUAUUAAAUCUAAAUUUUGUAGAGUUCACACACUUUUGAAAUAUUCUGAGAAGUGAUUCAGGAUUUGGAAAAAUACCAUCAACACUGUCUACAAUUACUUCUUAGACAGCCAGAUAAUUGAUUUAUUGUAAUGUUUCGUGUUUCCACAAUCAAAAUGAUGCAUUCAAAUAAGUUAAUUUUUAGUCUUAAAAUAUGGUGUUUUUUUAUUAACAACAUCUCAAUUUGUAGCAAAAAUUUAAUACACAAAAUUUUGUAAGGGGAAUUAUUCAUUUCUAAUUAUCCAGUUUGUAAAUAAGCAGACUUGCAAUACUGAUUUAAAAAAAAACUUUUCAGGGAUCAAAAAAUGUAUUUUAAUUGCUUUGAAUCAUGUGCCUUUUCUCAGUAAACAUAAAACAAAUGCUUUAAUUUAUUACAUCAUGGUAGCGAUACCAAAAAAGUGACAAGAGUUCUAGAUUUUAGCUGAUGUAAUGUAAGCUACUGGAGGUCCUCACCUCUGUGCUGAUUAUCAGCUGUAGAAUCUGAUCAGUUACCCACCACUGUGUUGUUAAUACAUCUGGUUUUAGCUACUUGCUACAGUUUGUGCUUGGGUGCUUGUGAUGAAUAAACACAGACUGCAUGUAUACUGUGAAGUGAUAAUAUCCUUUACAUUCAGUCUGAAUGCAUCUGUUGUACUGGCUGUUAUGUUAAUAACAAAAUGUUGUGCUAAACUAGCCUGCUGCUUGCUAGUUAGCUAGUUAAAACAAAAUAUAAAGACAAAAUAACAAUACUGGAAUGAUAUUGUGUUGUAUUAUAAUACUAGGAAUUCAAUCACUCCAAAAAUCUCUUAUGCUUUAAAUUGAAAAAUAAAUGUUUGAUAGGUGUUUUUAAAUGUUGUAAAUGUUUUGAAAAAGACAAAUAUACCAGACUUACAUACAAAUCAAGCACAUUAGUGGGCAACUAAUCCAAUAAGCCAGUCGCAAUUUCCAAGGAAUGAACAAGUUAGUGAUAUCCCUCCUACUGAUUUUAAAUCACCACCUUGGAUAUUAAAAUCUGGUAUAUUCCCCAUUUGAGAGAAAAGCUGCAUUUUUGGUUGGUAUCUGUAUAUUUUGUAAAACCAAUGUAUAUCAUGUGUUGUCUAAUGGUGAGCAAGUGUAUGAUACUUUAGGCUGUCACUGUGGCACAAACUUAGCAUACUGUAAGCAGCACCAAGUCCUAGACUGGCAGGAUUUCCUGUAGGUGUCAUGGACAUGUGACUGACAUGUAACCAGCAUGUAUCACUGACACAGAAAUACAUGUGUGACAGUGCACAUUACAGUUACUGUAUAUUAUAAUAAUACCUUUGAUUUUGAUUCCACUUGGCCUGAUGUGUUACAGCAUGACAAGUCUGCCUCACAGCAUGAAUCUUUUGCAUCUGUAUGGCUAUUUUAUUUAGAAUUGCAUGGUAAUACUGUACAUCUACGCUGAAUUUCAUUACACUCAUUAUUGUGCUAUGGCUUCAUGCCUUUAUGUUACACUUUUCUACAUAAAAACCUUAAGUGGUUCUCAAGCGUUUUUGCUUAAAAGGAAAAAAAAAAAACAUUUGUGUGUUUUGAAAAUCUGUUUUGACUACAGCAUUCACUGUUUUAAUGUCAGUAAACUAACAUUAUAUAAAUAUGAUGAUCUGCAGCAAGAUAAAAUGCAUCAUUGCACAACCAGGGCCUACACCCAGGGUCUCAUCUCACAGGUUGAAAAAUACUUGAGUUGGUUGAACCAUGAACUGUCUACUAUGUACAGUAUUUAUUGGAAAAAUGUAAUAAUAUGCAAUGUUGUAUCAGUUUAGUAGAAUUAGACAAUACUGGAAAUUGCUAUAUUGUGGACUUUGCACAAAAGUGUGAUUCUUCUCUGUUUGCUCCAAGUUUUUGCAUUUACCAAGAAUUUCUCACACUGUAUUCUGUUAUUUGUUUCUGAUUUAUACUCGUCAACAGCAACAAAAAAACAAGACAAUAAAAAAUAUUUUCAUUGUUUGAAAUUGUCUGUAAACCUAUGAAAAGUCUGAAAAUGUAACUUUUGACCGACUCUCAAAUACAACACUAUUAUUAUUAUUUGUUGAAUCAUUUGAUGAUUCAGUAUAGCCUGGUUUUUGUAUGCAUGACAAAUAAUAAUAACUAGCUUAUGCAGGGAUUUUUCUGGCAUGUUUUUUUU